Molecule: messenger RNA, 360 nt
Organism: Macrosiphum euphorbiae (potato aphid)
Lineage: Eukaryota; Metazoa; Arthropoda; Insecta; Hemiptera; Aphididae
Source: the annotation of a GenBank genome assembly
AUGAGCCGUCAUCCAAAAUUAUCUACCAGAACCAGUGAGCAUGUUACUGCAGCAAGUAGUUGUAUAAGUGAAAAGGACAUCAGAAAAUGGUUUAAUGAUAUUCACCAGUAUUUGAAAGAAGAAAACUUAUGUGACAUUUUAAAUGACCCCUCGAGAAUAUUUAACGGUGAUGAAACUGGGUUUUCUUUAUGUCCAAAAACUAAAACUGUAUUAGCUCCCAAGGGUUCUAAGGAUGUUUAUGAAGUUGCUGUAGGAAAUUCAAAAGACAAUUUGACUGUAAUGUUCAUAUUUAGUGCUGCAGGAGUUAUGAGUCAUCCAGUAGUUGUUUCAACUAUAAAAGUAUACCUCAAGAUAUUGUAA